Somion occarium is the source of this 932-nucleotide messenger RNA. NCBI's taxonomy places the organism in Eukaryota, Fungi, Basidiomycota, Agaricomycetes, Polyporales, Cerrenaceae. The record is from the annotation of a GenBank genome assembly.
AUGUUCGCUGGUUCCAUCCUCUUUGCUUUUACUCUGCUCGCAACCGCGACAGCGCACGUUACGUCCCGUUCAGCGAGGAGGGAUAUAAAUGCCGUCGCCUUCUUCGAUCCCACGCAAGGAGGUGGCUCUUGGCUCGAUAACGCCGGGAGCGGUGGCGGAGAGCCACUUAAUGUGGUCAUCUCAGGUCUAAGCUCUCCCGCCGUACUCACUGAUGACGGCGUUGUCAAUUUUGCCCGCGCUAUUGGGUUCUCUACCGAGUGCUUCGGAAUUCAUAUCGGUGAUCCCCAGUCUGCUAACCUUGGCGAUGGAAAUGGUGCUGUUAAUCAGACAAUUGAGCUCCGUCAAGAUUUCGGUAAUGCCGACAUAGGCACCUGCCUUGAGAGCUUGAUUGGGGGAAAUCAUUUCCGAGUGUUCCGCCAGAACGGACCCAAUGCUAACAGUGGCGCGCUUUUCCUGGCUGUCUCCAAGGAAGAGAACGUGACUGAGGGCCACACUAUAUCUGAGGAUGGUUAUAAUGUUGGCAGAGAUGCUCUAGUAGACGCCGCGGUUGGGACCACCAGCUUCAAUGGCGUUACCUACUCUACAACUGCUCAGAGACUUGUAAACCAAAUGCCCGCUGGCGCCACUGGCGUCAACCAUGGUUUGUACACUUUUAGUUGGGUUACCAUGAACGCACUAACACUUGUCCUACUUCAGGUAUCGCUGUAGACGGCACCGUCAUUUUGCUUACAGUCACCAUUCAAUGAUGGGGUUGUCCUGCCACUCAAGGACUCAGUCGAGCGAUGAUACGCAGAUACUAAUCCGUAUAUUGACUAUAACGACUUGUGAUGAAUGUACCGUGACGACAAUGCAAUGUUCAGUUUCAUGUGGUUGUGAUAUCGACGAGCUAGUGUUACAAGAAUGGGAGAGAAAGGCGUAGAGCGCCGUGGAAA